AUGGAAUCAUCUUCCAAUCACAUGACAUGUCUCUUGAAGAUAGAAUCUCCUAUGCCUGGAUGGAAAAAAUCUUUGGAAAAUUUACUCAAGACCAUUAAGGAUGUGAGUUUCAUGAUCGACAAGCGAAGCAAAACGGUAUAUAUAUCCGGGAAAUUCAACCCACAAAUAGUAGUUGAAAAGAUUACAAAAGCAGGCAAUAAUGCUGUUAUAGUAUGGAGCAAAUGCGAACCGGACAAGCAGCCGGAAAAUCGAAAAGACCGUUAUAUGGAACAAUGUUAUGCGCCCCGCGGAUACAUGAAUCCUUCUCUUGGUUACUCAAAUUAUCCUCCGCCUGGUUAUUGGAUGAAUCAACCUCAACCAUACAUUCACAAUUUUGCUCCUCCACCACCAUAUGUGCAGCAGUUCCAUCCGCAACCACCAGCACCGCCACCGUACGAGUUUCACCAGAGUGAACCGGUGCCUAAGAGUUUUCCGCCUACGCCACCACCGCCAAAGAACUUUACCAUGGGAGAUUUACAACCUUUCGGAUGCAUAGUCAUGUGA
Capsella rubella is the source of this 543-nucleotide messenger RNA. RefSeq names its product protein PYRICULARIA ORYZAE RESISTANCE 21. NCBI's taxonomy places the organism in Eukaryota, Viridiplantae, Streptophyta, Magnoliopsida, Brassicales, Brassicaceae. The transcript has 3 exons. The coding region runs from base 1 to 543 and encodes 180 amino acids. The record is from RefSeq and is a predicted model, not a curated record.